This is a messenger RNA of Bacillus rossius redtenbacheri, 13389 nucleotides long. RefSeq lists its product as uncharacterized. The record is from RefSeq and is a predicted model, not a curated record. The transcript is spliced from 2 exons. Lineage: Eukaryota; Metazoa; Arthropoda; Insecta; Phasmatodea; Bacillidae. Bases 760 to 1680 code for a protein of 306 amino acids.
UAGCAGGCGAGUGGCCUCCUGAACAGUGGCGAAGGCCACUCUGUAGAGGCCGGUGAGGCGCCCUGUUGCUCUGCUGCAGAUUCUCCAGCACCUGGUCGGCAUGUGGUCGGCCGAGCGCAAGGCUGCUUCUACUUCUGCUGCAGGCACCCCAGCCCCUCUGCCGCCCCUGAGGACGACAAAGUGCCAGGGCGCGCAGUGUUCUUGUGGCGGCUGUCUGGGCUGCUACUUUGCGGGCUGCCGCGCCGAUUUCCCCGCAGUUAAGGCCGCCUUGGGGGCGGUCUGUGUAGCCGCAGAAGCUACCGGCGGCGGCAGCAGCGGAGAGAACUCUGGUGCCCCGUGAAGAGCUGCAGUGGUGCUCUUCUGAGCUGUUGCAACUGCUACUUGAGUGCCAGUUUCCUCUGCGCCCGAUCAUCAGUUGUCGUAAUGCCUCAUGCCAGAAACUAUCAAAAUACCUCCUGAAAAUUGUUGAGCCACUAGCAGGACAGACAGAUACUUUUGUCAAAGAUUCCAAUCAUUUUAUUUCUAUAGUCCAAACACUGAAAAUAGAAAACAACGUUACCCUGGUGAGUUUUGAUGUCCAAAGCCUCUUCACCAAUGUACCAGUAGCCGAAACACUCAGCAUUGUCAAAGCCAAAUUGGAGGCUGAUCCAACUUUAAAGGACAGAACUGUAAUACCAAUCCCAUCCAUCAUGGAAAUGAUUACCCUCUGUGUCACCACGACAUAUUUCCAGUUCAAGGAUAUUUUCUACAAACAGACCGAUGGCAUGGCAAUGGGCUCUUCUCUUUCACCAUUUAUGGCCAAUUAUAUUUAUGGAAAUCUUUGAGCAAGAUGCACUUAGCAAAAGUAAUAGCCCUCCUAAAAUCUGGCUCCGUUAUGUAGACGACACCUUCACUGUCUGGCAACAUGGACUUGAAACUUUGGAGGAAUUUGUGAACCACCUUAACUCUCUGAGGCCAUCAAUAAAGUUCACCUAUGAAAAAGAAACCAAUGGUAGCAUUCCUUUCCUGGACGUACUAGUCAGCAGAAAAAACAACAGUCUGGAAACCAAAGUAUACAGGAAACCUACACACACAGGCCAAUACCUUAACUUUGCAUCCAACCAUCCCAAAACAACAAAAACUGGCAUAAUUCACACACUAACCAACCGAGCUGAGAUUAUUUGUUCUGAUGAGAAAUCUAUUGCGGUUGAACACAAUCAUAUAAAAAAGGAACUCAUAGCCAAUGGUUACCCUGCUAACACCAUCAAACAGCAUAUGAAAUCCAACAAAACACUCAAACCCACAGAAACCGAUAAACCGGCAGGAACUCUAGUCAUUCCGUAUGUUCAAGGGCUUUCAGAAAAAAUAAGACACCUGGGAAACAAAUAUGGACUCAAAACAGCUUUCCGUUCUAAAUCUACUAUUAAAAGCAUUGUUACAAAGGUGAAACCAGCCACAGAAAAAUUACAAACCCACAACUGUGUGUAUCAGAUCCCCUGUGAAUGUGGCCACGUGUACAUAGGUGAAACUGGCAGAGCUCUAUCCACCCGAAUCAAAGAACACAAAAACAACUGUAAGAAGGGUGAAACCCUAAAAUCCAGACUUGCUGAACAUACAUGGGAAAAUAGCCACAAAAUUCUCUGGGAAGACUCCACACCACUCAUACAGGAACCCGAUAAAAUAAAAAGGAAAAUCAAAUAAUCAGCUUUCAUUAUUAGCAAUAAAAAUAUUUUCAGCCAGCAGAGCAUUGAAUUAAAAAAUAUGUGGAUCCCUUUGAUUAAGAGAGAAACAUCCCUGCAGCACAAAACAAUAGCCAAUACUCAACCUACAAUAACCAAUCCGCUUUAACUCCAUGGUGCACAGCCAAUGAGGAGUCAGCUUGUCUGCCAUUGGCUGAGCAAGAUGUAGUCCAUUUUCUGAUAAAUACCCUCAUUUUUCCGAUAGCAGUUCCCUAAACGUCGCUUGUUUCUGUUUUAGAAAACUGUUGUGUUUGUUUCGUCUUUUCGUUUGGUCGUGUUUUUGUCUCGUUUUGACUGUUGUGCUGAAUUUUUUGGGUUCAAUAUUUUUUGUGCUGUCAUCAUUUGUGGGUUUUUUUUUGUUUUUUUUUUUUGUUUUUUUGGAAAAUUAUUGUGUUGGUUUGUCUUUUGGAUUUGCUGUGUUUUUUGUCUCGUUUCAACUGUUGUGUUGAAUUUUUUUGGGUUCGGAAUUUUUGUGCUGUCAUCAUUUGUGGGGGUUUUUUCGUUUUUUCGUUCUGUUAGUCCAUUUUUCUUUGUUUUUUCCUUGUUUGUUGACCAUAUUCCUGUUGUGGAAUAUUGUGUGGCGUUAAAUCCUGACAACAGCAAUUUUUGCUUAAUUUGUGUUUUUUGUCAUUUGUGUUGUUUUUUUUUAAGUUUUCUUCUGUAGACAUACAUGUGCUAAGCAAUGGCGUAUGUCCAAAAGCCUACAUCAAGUCACCUACCUGCAUGUGGGUCUUUCCCUGCAUGUAGAGCCUACCUGUUGUAGCACCUACCUGCAUGUGGGUCUUUCCUUGCAUGUAGAGCCUACCUGUUGUAGCACCUACCUACAUGUGGGUCUUUCCUUGCUUGUGGUGCCUACCUGGGGGUGCCUACCUUCCACUAGUGCCUGCUUUGUCAUUUGUAUAUUUGUUAUGUAGUUUGUCUGUUUAUGUUGUGCCCACCUCAAAAGUUUAUCAACUGUUGGUGGGAAUGUCACAAAUUAUGCAUAUAAAAAAAUUCAUAUUAAAUGUACAGAUGAUAGAGAUAUCUAUUUGUUUUGUAACCAAGUCAUAAAAAGACACUUGAUACUUGUAAGGACUUAUUUAUUAAAUCCAAAUUAUACUACAUUAAUAAAACACAUCCGUAUCUAGCCCAGUGCGGGGCGCUAGUUAAAAUUAAUAAUAAUAAGUGAAUAAAUCACAGACACACGACUUGUAAUGAGAUUGUCUGGCCUUUGUCAUCCAAGUAAAAAGUCAUAGAAAACGAGGUCAAGGCAGCAAAGUGGUGUUUAGCAACUGCUAUAAUGUGAAAAUAACAGGAAGUCUUGCCUUUUAGAACCUAAAAUGGAAAUUUUGUUAAUUUUCAAUGUAAGCUGUUAUUUUUCCAAACUUUAGCCCUAUUGUUUUGUCAAAAUCCCCCAAAACUGCAUUAAAAUAUACCCAACAUGCAGCAGUGAAUCAAAUUGAAAAGUGUUUAUUGUUUGUGAAUAAUUACUACUAUCAUCUUUAAAUGUUUACAGGUUAAACACUACAGUAUUUCAUAAACAAGCAAGUUAAUAAAUUCCAUAUUACAUAUUAUUUUAUUUUGUUAAAAUCAUUUGGGGUAUCUACUUAAGUCCAGGAUGUGUGAGAUAAUUCAAGGAACACAUGAAUUAGGUAUUUUGCAUGAAAACCUAAUGGAAAGAGAGGGUUCCAAAUUAGUAUAUGAGCGUACAAGUCUUCUAAGAGACUCGGUAUUGGAAAGUCUUUGUUCUUUGUAAUGGAACCACUGAUACUAAAGAAAAUGUUUGUUUGUGGUACUGUAUAAAAAAAGAGGCCGACAAGUUAGAAGAGCUAGUCCUAAAGUAGGCCUGUGUGAAGCGUCAACUAAGUUAAUCAAAUGGAAGCUCUUUUUAAUAUUUUAUUUCACUUCUCCAGGACAUUUGCAAUUUGUUUUAUUUGAAGCUUUGAAUGUAAUGCAAGGCUUUGUAUCUGACAAAAAGCUUUGCGUUUGUGGGAAAACUUAGGUGUGCUUUCAUGAAUGUACAAAAUUAAUGUUAUGCAUGGUGAAUUCAUCAUUUCUAUUGAAUGGUGUUAGAUACCCAAAUGGUUUUAUAAUGAGAACCAACAUUACAAAUUUUUAAUUAAUUUUUUUUACUUCAUUUCAGUAUUUUAUAAAAUAAGUGAAAUAAAGCUAUGCUAAGAAAAAUAUUUGCAAUUAAAUUAGACUUCGCAAAUAUUUUAAAUAUUUAUUUUUUAUUCACAUCACAUCAAAAAACUAGUAUUCACACAGACCUAUUCUAAAGGUUGCUUCAGUUAGCAUUUUGCAAAAAGCUAAUGCAACCAUGCUCACCAGUUCUGAUGAUCGUGUCAUGAUUGUAUAGCACUUAAUACGUUUGUAGUACACAGCUAUCAGAUUCUGCUCGUUACACGACAAAAGUGUGUCUCAUCCCUACAUAUUGUUACGAUUAUUAAAACAAUAAUUCAUAAUUGUUGAGUGGGAAAACUACCGGAUACGUAAAUGGAUAGCCCAACUAAAGAUUUUAUCACUACACAGUUUUAUUUAUCGCCAAUAUUUACAUCACUAACUCUUCUAAAAUGCCUAAUAAUUAAUUACACUUAAAAAUGUUGCUUCCCCAGUCACUCGGUUCUUACACACUGCAAACCUCGCUGGACCGCACCCCUGGCGCAACUCUCGCCGCAGCACCCCUCGUGGACCUCCGUCGCACUUCCCUUCGCCGAAGGUCCACUCGACGCUUCGCUCGGAACUCUGCCACGCCUGCAACACUAUCUCCCGGAACUGAACUCUCCGCCCUGGAACCUUCGACCAGGGACUUCGACGCUCCACCGCACGCGCGGCACUAUCGCCCUGGAACCUCCGCCGCGGGAAAACUCCCAGCUCCCAGCUGAACUGAUUCACAGGCGCCACUUCUAGAAUUCACGAGCGCGGCUGGGGCCAGUCCCGUCAUUCUGCGCUGGCCCGACACGAGAAAUCUCUAGACACGCGUCGGCAGCUGCCAGGUGGCGCGCAGAACUCCCCAGCUGUUAGGUGUCAGAUGUCGCUAACAGCGCCGCACGGGGAGCGAGGGAAGGAGGGGGGAAAGCGGCGACCCUUGUAAUUUGUGCGGCACGUCUCAUGUUGCGGCGGCCACGUGAUGUCAGUGGCCGUGAGGAGCUGCCAGCCAGCUCUGCACCUCCUCGUGUCGCGGCCUUUCUCACGUUCGUAACAAUAUCCUUUUAUAGAGAAUGUAUAUGCAUUGCUGAGAUCACAACCUGCCACUGACUGGUAGGUAACAUCAUUAAAUUAAGCUGAAGGUGAAAACAACUCUCUUGAACACAAGAAAAUGCAGGCACCAUUGUUUGAAAUAUUAAUCCGAAAACAUCAAGAAGUCAUGAAAUCUUCUUCCAAAUAAAACAACAGGCUGCACUCUCUUGCAUUUUAAUCAAGCGAGAGUAUGAUGUAAACCACAGCAGUGACCAUAGCUAUACCACAGGUACUCAUCCCCCCAAAUGUUACACUUGAACCAUGUGGUGAUUUUCUGGUAAUUGUAAUCUACUAAUUUUCAUGUGAUACUGUAAUGACUCUGUGAUAGUCAAGUAACAUGUAUUAAAAAUAAAUUUAAAAUAUGCUCCCUACUCAAUCCAGUUGCUUCGUGUAUUAUUAUAUGAAUUAAACCUGCAAUUUAAUGUUGGCUAGCAUACUGCACUACCAAUUUUUGGAGUAAAAUAUCAAAAAUAUUUUUUUUUUGUGGUUUUCAUCUAGUAAGACAUACCUUUUUUUCCGUACAAACUGAAAUAGAGGGUUAUUUGUAUAUAUAUAAAUAUUUAGUUUAUAAACAUUGAGAAAUGCUUUAAAUAAGCUGCAUUAAAAAUCCUAAUUUCAUAAUAAUAUAUGCUAAUUUUAGAAAUAAUGGAUAGUAAUUUUGCUGCUCCUAUUUAUGAACACCACAAACUUGAUACGUAUCUAUCUGUGCUGCGUACAAAACACAAAGUUAUAAAACUUGGGUAUCUUCAUAUAUUUGGUUUUUAAUGAAAAAGUGGGAUGAUUUUGUUUACAAGAGAAGCUACCACACAUUUUAUAUUUAUACCUGGUUUUAUGUAACUUUCUUUUAUUACUUGACAUGACACAAAAAAAUUCCUAGUGGAGAAAAAUGUUUUCCCCAUAAAAUGUUGGAACAAAUGUGAAAAGCAAUACGGAAUUAAUCUGUUUUAUUUUUGACGUGACGUCUAAUAAAUUGAUGAACGCCGGCUGCAAGCACGGAAAAGUGUCCUGUUAUGCACAUUGUCCCGUUUCGCUGUGUCCCGUUACGCUCAUUUUAUAUCGCUCUUUGCUAACCUGAACCUCCUAGCAUUGCGACCGAGUCCGUGGCGUAAUUCUGUUUUCAUGCAUUUCAAUGUAACAUUUUCAUUGCUCUUUGCUAACCCGUUCCUCCUAGCAUUGCUGCACAGUCCGUGGCGCAAAUAUUAUUAUUUUUGACUGCAUCUUGGUGUUGGGUAAGCAAUUUUCCUUCACAUCAUCCUUGAAACGCUCCCAUUAGUUUCCUACUUUUCCUAUCAUCGUCCUAUCCUUAACAGAAUAACACAGUUUGGAAGAAGUUAAAUAGCAAACAUGUAUAAUAAAGUUAAAAUAAAAAAUAAAAAAAAAUAAAAAAGGUAUAGUUAAAAUAAUCUCUUCGUUAAAAAAGUAAUAAACAUAUAUGAAUUAAUGAGUGCAAAUAAAAGUAAAUUUAUCAAUUAAAUUGUAGAUUUCAUUUCACUCCUCCUUUGUUUCCAUACAAAAUAGUGAUAAUUCAAUAAAAAUGAUUCAAUUUUAUUCAUAAAAGUAUGCAAUCAUUUCAUCAAUGUUUUGUUAUGACGACGUCACGUUAAACUAUCGUCCGUAAACCGACUUUACAGACAACCAAUUUUUUUGUUUACACUUAAUGUUUUAUACCUUAGGCCAAGAAAUAAUUGUGAAGGGUAUGAAAAGUCAUGUACAGAUGUGUUUUAUGUACGUUUAGCACUGCCCCUUUGUUUACAUUUAAGUUGUUAUUACAUAUCUAAAUUUAUACAUUGUGUUGGUUCUGCCAUGUUUAUGCCAAAUGUUAGGAUUUGGUACACUGCUUUAUUUAGUAAAAUCAUUAGAAAUUACCAAUUUAAAUUUAGCUAACCUAACCUAACCAACCAUCCUUACUAUUUCAUAGAAUAUUAAAUGUAGCCAAACAUUCAAAUAAAAUUUCACAGUAUUUUCAAUGUACACAAACUAACCAAUCGUUAAAACUGUGAACCACUUGAAGUAUCCAAAUACCCUCUUAGAGAGUGAUUAUAAACAUGUCAGAACAAGAGUCUUUCCUUCAGAAUUACAAUUAUUCUAAAGAUUCAAUUCAUCUGGUAAAGAAUACAAAUUUUAAGGGAAUGAAAAGACAAAAAUGUACAUUUUGUUCCAAAUUUUAGAACUAACAUAAAUUAUUCAACAACUUUUUGCACUGCUUUUGCCAUGGUUUAACACUGCUUUUGGUCGGUUUUAUUUACAAUUUUCUGGUGUCCCUAGCAAUUAUGAAAUCUAAGCAAUUAUGAAAUCUGAAGGUAUAUUUUCUACAGCUUUUGAAGAUUGUACGUCUUGUUUGACCAAAUGUGACAAAACCUUUUGAGGUGAAAAUUUCAAAACACAUCAGCUUUAUGUUAUAAAAAACUCCAGUGCUUAGUGAGUUUUUACUAAGCAUUAACAGUCACAAACAGUCACUAAAUAAUGCCAAAGAUGUUUUGAUGUAAUUUAAAGACAUUCCAGGUCCCUGUUGCAUAAAAUAUACAAGUCUACAAUUUACAAGUCAAUCACUUGUAGCUUGUGAAAAUUCCUGUAAUUCUGUUUUAUAAAAGUACAAUUUACAAGCUACAAACUACAAGUGUUUUUAACAAUUUACAAGUGUUUUCUACAAGUUAAAAAUUUAUAACAUUUCAUAAACCAAAUUUCACAAGUAAAUACUUGUAGCAAACCCCUAAGUUUCCACAAGCAUUCUGAGUUUUGUAAAUCUUACUUCGAGUUGAAAGUUGAGGUUAAAAACCUUUCUGCUGAAUGUGAAUCUCUUUUGAAUUAGUACUUUUGUUAGUACAAACAAUGGACAUUGUUUUUACUGACUCAGAUGAAGAAAUAGAAGUUGAGGUUAGAAGGCAAAGGACUUUCAAGGAGAGAAUAAAUAUAUGAACUAUGUCACAUACUACGAAUACAAUGAACGUUUUAGGAUGAGUUCACAAAAAUUCGAAGAACUUCUGCGGGAAAUUGGUCAUUUAUUGCAGCAUCCGAAAAAAGAAAAAAAGCAUUAACUUUUUAUACAUUAAUUAAACUAACCUGGCCCAGCUAACAUAAAAAGGCAAACCACAAUUUACUAAAAUUUAUUUCCACAAAGUUUCGACAAUUUAUAUACUGUAAAUCCUACUCAGCUUAACUUAAUUGGGGUAGGGAAUUUGUUUAACAAAACUAACCCAACCUAAAUGAGCAUUGACCAACGUAAGCUAAACUAUCAUAAAUAAACUAUUUUUUUACCUGAUGUACCUCCCACAUAUAAAAAUAUAUUUCAUUAACAAAUCUUCCAUUUAGGCCUAACAGUUCCGUCAUUCUGCAUGAGUAAUAUCCACAAUUACCAUCCUAUGUUUUGUGGGAGGUAUACUAGGUUUAUAAAAAAGAGGUUGGUUAGGUUAGGUUUGUUAAAAACAUCCUUUCCUGAGUAUGUUUGAUUAGGUUAUGUUUUGAAAGUUUUUAAGUGUUUAAAAUUUGGUUAAAUAGUUUGUAGUACUGCCGAUUUCAAAUCAUUUGCUACUCGUGCACUCUCCAUUUUUCAUGUAAACAACUUGUGAAUAAAACAGGUGACUUGUGAAAAUUUGAUACAAGCUAACCAACUUCUACAUGUUACAAGACUUUUUUUUAUAAAACACAUUUCCCAGAACUUGUGAGUUGUGAACUUGUGACUUGUAACUUGUAAUGUUUAUGAAAUAGGGCCCUGGCAUUGGAGAACUGAAUGAUUCAUUGUUUUUUAAAGCAUCAACUACCUGAAGCAGUAAAGUUGGGACAAAAAUGUGCUGGUCAGUAAAUGUCACUGGCUGUUGAUACAGGACAAGCACAACUUGCAACAGCAGUAUUCAGGGCCAUUUUGAAUCUCAGCUAUAACCUACACAGUGAAUGUUUACUAAUCCAUUACUAUCAAGUGGAAUGGAAUUAAAUAUUUUAAGAUGAAAAUAUCAAAUGUCUGUGCAAUUCUUAUGUGAAUUUUUCAUUUUGGGUUGACAAAAAAAAAUUGUGUGAUGGAAUAUAUGCGUAAAUAACUAGCCUAUAUUGGUUUUUAAUAAAUUUUAACUCCACGAGUAAGUAAAAUUGGUUAAAUUAUAUAUUUCAGUAGUAGUCUGAACCCAUGAACUGCGUAGUUAUUCUACGUCUUCUCCCAUUCUGUCUGUGCCGGCAAGUGAUGUGUCUGCUGCGCUGCAUUUGCGGAGCGAACAGGAAUAAAUUUUUUUUAAUUAACCAGCCAAAGAGAGAGGAGAGCGGGAAAGUGCGUGUGAAUGUUUGAAUGUGUGAAUGUGUGUGUGUACGUGAGGCCAUGUGGCAGUGUUAACGGUUCUCCAUCCCUCUUAUUGUUGUCCCUUGAACAGGAACCCUACAAAAUUAAUGUGUCUAUCACGACAGGUUAUUAUGACACAACUGUGCACAAAGUUUACUGUUACUAUGUGAGAUUUCCCACACUUUUAACUGAACAUUUCAUGAUAUAACUGCAGCCAUCGUUGGUGUUUAUAAGUGCACCUUUUAUAUUUCUCCAGCUCCACCCAAAAUUGCCUGUAACGUGUUUGCUAGUUUUUAUAGAAGGAGCUGACAAAGACGGCUUGCCGCCUCUUCUCUCUAUGUGGCAAGGGGAUGGGUACAAAAUAAAAUACAAUAAAUGGAGGGAAACAAGGGUAUAAAAAUAGCAGUAUUCUCCUUUGUCAUUUUGUUAGGCAGUGUGGGGAAUGGAGGGGUCAUAUAUAUUGGGUCAGGAAGGAAGGAAGGAAGGUAGUAAGGUGGAGACAAGUGGGUGCAGGACUGCCGGAUCACACCCUCCUGUAGUACACAGACAAAGAAGAACCGAGGGACAUGUGUGCCAAUACGCUGACACACGAAACAAAUAUACUUAUCUUAUAUCCAUGGAACUCUGAUGAAGAUGCUACCUUUAUUCGAGGGCAAGCCUUACGGUGAAAAUGUUUUAUUUUUAUGCAGGGGCGAUACUUCUGUAGGUAAAUACAGUACAAGUAAAUAGUUAACACAUUUAAUAUGCCUUGUUAGUGUGGUAGGUACUGUAAAUAAUGUGAUGUCUGCAUGAUUGCUUAUAUUGUAUUUUAAAUAACAUCAAUGAAAAUUUUCAAUUAAAUAUUUUUUGAAGUAUACCUAUUUUAAAUAAAUAAAAAAUAAACUUUUUAAGGUGUUUAAAACAUAUUGCAUUCAAAUUUAUGGUAUUCUAAACUAUGUUAUUUUAGACUAAUUAAAAUGUGUUUCUUAUGUAUAUUCUGACAACUACUCGAAGAAACACCAAAACAAUUUUGUACAGACUUAUUUAUUAUUUAAAAAAAAAAAAAAUUGUAUUUUGUUGGAUUAAUAACAUUGGGUUAAUUUAAACUGUAUGCACAUUUCUAAUCAUAAACUUGACCUGACAAAAAUACAAUGUGCAAGAAGAAACAAAAACAACUGUUUCUUCACUAACAAAAAGGUGCAUCAUUCAUUCAAGUGGACGUAAUUUUUUUUACUGAUAUGUAUGACAAUAGUGUUACAAGGAAAUCAUACCACGGUAUGCAUGUAUGUAGGUAUGGUGAUUACUUUAUAAAUAAACAUCCUAUGAAGCAAAUCUCAAAAUUAAACUUAACAUUACAAAACACCAAGGCACAAUUUGCGAAGACAUGUAAAUGAGUUAUGAUUAGAAAAAUAAGUUUUGAAGCAUUUUAGCAUAUAUUUUAUACAUAUAUGCAUAUCUUCCUUAGUAACAUAAUGGAAAUUAAUUAAUUAAAAUUACCAUUUUAGUUAACAGCUUUAAAUUAACUAAAGGUUAAAUGACUAUAGUAAACUUUACUAUAAGUGGCAGUGAGAACCAUAUGCUACAGAUAAUAUUUCUUACAUAGGAACAACUGUAAUUAAGAAAAAAAUAAAACCAUACAGUCCUCAAUUCAUAACUAUUUUGUUUCAAAAUGCAAUUUUUAUUGCACAUACAUGAAUGGAGGCCUAAGUUCAUCAUUUCACCCAUAAUGAACUCUGCAUGCAAUUAUUUCAUCCCAAACUAAUAUUUAAUUUUAAUUAUAUAAAAUUACCCACAAUGUAAAUUAGAACAGAAUAUUAUAUAGUAUUAAAAACUAAAGAUGCAAAAUAUAUACAACUAGCAGUCUUAUGUAAGUUAUUUUUCCUCCACUGAACUGGAGUUAAGGUGGUGGUUAAGUGGUCUUACACACCAUGUUAUAUUUUGUUUCAAUUUAUCAUCAUUUCUAUUAGUUAAGGGUAAUUUUUGUAUAUUUAACUCCAGACAUCUCUUGCAUUUGUUGUUCUGUCACAAAUAUUUUCAACAUAUAUUCACUAAGAGUUAUAUAUGGGUGUAAAAAGUUGCACAAAUGAUAACAUUUACUCAAUGGCAAAACAUUUUACACACAUUAGAUUACACUUAGUACAUACCCUCUUUUAUCACAUAAUCGUCGCACCUAUAUUUUAGGGCAUCAAAAUUCGGAUAAAAAAAAACCUCUCGCGUAAACGUCGCAUGAUGUUCUUGGUCACGAUAUUAGAUGCCGAGCGCUUUGUGUAGGUAUCUUUUCCGUAUAAAUUGAUGUAUUUUAAUGUACAAAUAUAAUAUUUAUUCAGAAAUUACCGCGUACAUAUUUAAAUAACGGAAAUACGAAGCUGUCUGAUGUGUAAAUUUUCUUUUAGAGACUUUUUAAAUGUUUAAACCUUCAUUCUUCAUCUCCGUCGCCGCAAUGUACCACUUACAAAAAUGUAGCCAGCGCUCGUUGCAAUAACUACUGUUUGGUUAUGUUGCUUCCCAUAUAGAGCGCGCACACGUAGUCGAAUAUCGAUAUCUUGCCGAUUGCAUGCAACGCGCGCUCUCUAUGCGGAACCGAGUUAACUAAAUUUGAUAUCCCGCUCACUCGUGGUGUUUACUACGGUAGUUACGUGUUCAUUCAGCUUGCAUUUGGAUCACAGAUUUUGUUUUUCUAUUUAAAGUUGAAGAACGGUUUUUGUUGCAUGACUUAUUAAAUUAAAUUGUUUGGCGUGCUCUUUUAUACUUCACUUUGUAAAUAAAACGUACUUUCCAUGAAUGUGUUUUGUUUUUAUGAAUAUUUAAUCUAAAAAAAUUUUUUUUUUACGCAUAAUCAUUGCACCCCUACUUUUAAAACUUGAUUUUAGAAUAAAAUGUGCGACGAUUAUGCGAGAAAACACGGUAUCUCUUGAAAAUAUUUAUGAGAAACAACAAAUGCAAGAGAAUUAUAGUGUUAUAUUUACAGAAAUAGCCCAUAACUCUUAGCAAUGAGAAGAAAAUUAAAAUAAAACCAAAGCGGCGUGUGUGACCCCCACCUUAAGUACAGAAUAUUUAUAUGGACUCCCCCACAGGUAUUGUACAGCUGUUACUGCAAAACCACCCUAACUAUAAAUACUGAAUCAUUAGCACAAUUCACAUAAAAUUAAACUUAAUUUGGCCAUCAUAUAUCUAAACAUCUCAAGUGCUUUCACUGUCUCCCAAGGAGCGUAAACUGCUCACAUUAGGUGAUGCAAAUCACAAGAGAUGAUUUUAAUAAAUAUUUUCUAAACCACACAUUUAAAGAAAAAAAGUUCACUUUAAAAAACCAGGAAUUGUGACACUGAAUGGCUUCAAUGAAGAACACACAAAAAGUAAUGCUGAUUUGAAUUAGAUUAUUACUUGACUACCUAUUUGCAAUAAUACAAUUAUUAUGUAUUAGGGUACAUUUGAGUCUCGAACUUUCCACAGAACAUAUUCUUAAUUCAUGUGGUAACAACUGCUACCUAAGUUACAAUGAAUGAAUGACCCUCUGUAAACUCUCACCAUUUUAACAAACAGACAAUGAAAAGUGAGAAGUACACCAUCAAAAUAUCACAGCACUAGACCACCAUACACUCGGCUUCUCUACACAGAAAAGCACAGCACACGUACAGAGCCUUGAAAUAAGAGCCAGCCAGCAAACUCUUUAACAUAGAUGCAAUGGAAACUGGCAACUUUAACUUGGCAUUACAGUAGUUUGCAGAACAUACAAUAAAGUUGUGAUCUUGUUUUACAGAUGUCUGCUGUGAACUGCUGAGGUGAAUUGUCAUGGAUACGAAUGUGUUCAUUACAAUGCCAAGGAGAGGACGAGCUGACGUAGGUCGUCAUUGAGGCAACGAUUAUCACGGGAAAGUACAAAGGAAAGGCCGUUUUGAUUCCGUGCAUCCCGAUGAUUCCCAAGGACUUGCCAUUCAAUUUUAAACGGCUGCUAUUCCCAGUGCGUCUGGCCUUCACGAUGACCAUCAACAAAUAACAAGGCCAGUCGUUAGAAGUUUGCGGAAUGAAUUUGAAGUUUCCAUGUUUUGUGCACGGACAACUGUAUGUCACGUUUUCGCUAGUCAGAAAGCCAUCAUCUUUGUUUAUGCGCCGAAAAACAAAACGAAAAAUGCAGUUUACCAGAAAGCUUUGCAUUGAAUGUUAACUGCAUUUACCUUUCAUGUAAAUAAAAUACAUUGAAUUCAUUUAAAU